AUUUUGGGCAGGUACCCAGGUGCCGCAAAAUAAUUCCAGGUGUGCCAGCUACCUACUUACCGUCAUCUUCCGUCUCUCCAUGGCCACCUCGGUUGCUCGCAUUUUCGCGCGUCGCUUCCAUGUCUCCGCCCGGAGACACGCGCUGUCGCCUUUUAACAUGCCCGCAAUGAGUCCUACUAUGUCAGAAGGAGGAAUUGCGUCGUGGAAGAAGAAGGAAGGUGAAACGUUCUCUUCAGGCGAUGUUCUAUUGGAGGUGGAAACAGACAAGGCCACAAUUGAUGUUGAGGCCCAGGAAGACGGUAUUCUUGCAAAAAUCAUGGUUCAAGACGGCACGAAAGGCGUCCUAGUGGGUACCCCCAUUGCCAUCAUUGGAGAAGAAGGAGAUGAUCUGUCCGGUGCCGCUGAGGCUGCGGCGAAAGCUACCUCAUCUUCAAAACCCAAAGAGGAGAAGUCGACCGAACCGCCCAAGUCCGAACCUACUCCGAAGAUUGAAUCUUCACCGAAACCCAAGGAGGAAGUCAAAGCUGAACUUCCUACUGGAGAUCGAAUUUUUGCUUCCCCCAUCGCUAAGAAAAUUGCCCUUGAACGCGGUAUCCCACUAUCAAAGGUUACAGGAACCGGUCCAUCUGGUCGCAUCAUUCGCGAAGACGUCGAAAGCUAUAAGCCAUCCACCGCCACUUCAGCAGUCAGCCAACCUCCAGCAGGUGCCGUUCCAGACUAUGUCGACACACCUGUCUCAAAUAUGCGCCGCACCAUUGGCACCCGUCUGACGCAGUCCAAGCAGGAGCUUCCUCAUUAUUAUGUUACGGUGGAUAUCAAGAUGGAUAAGGUUCUUAAGCUGCGCGAGGUCUUCAACAAGACCUUGGCAGACAAAGGUGCGAAGCUGAGCGUCAAUGACUUCGUUGUCAAGGCGGUCGCUUGUGCCUUGGCUGAUGUUCCAGAGGCGAACUCCGCCUUCCUCGGCGAAGUCAUACGGACAUACAAGAAGGCGGAUAUUUCUGUUGCUGUUGCCACCCCUUCUGGUCUUAUCACACCCAUUAUCCGAGAUGUGGGCGCCAAAGGCUUGGCUACUAUCUCUACCGAGGCCAAAGGCCUCGCAAAGAAGGCUCGCGAUGGAAAAUUGGCACCAUUAGACUACCAGGGCGGUACAUUCACGGUUUCUAACCUCGGCAUGUUCGAUGUCUCUCAUUUCACGGCCAUCAUCAAUCCUCCUCAAUCAUGCAUUCUUGCCGUUGGUUCCACGCAAGCAACCAUCGUCCCUGCGCCUGAGGAAGAGCGUGGCUUCAAGACUGCACAGAUCAUGAAGGCGACGUUGAGCUCUGACCAUCGGACAGUUGAUGGAGCAACUGCGGCUAGAUGGAUGUCGGCCUUCAAAGGAUAUCUCGAAAACCCCUUGACAUUCAUGCUGUAAAUCGGGUUGUCGUACUGAGAGAGCUCUAUUAUCCUACACCCUCUUCAUUUAUUUUAGACUUUUCUGACCUCGUAUCACUCUGUUUUGAACCCGCUUUGUUCGUUUAUUGCACUAAGUUGGUCCAGAUGUAAGCUUAUAGAGCUACAGGUCACGCGCACGUCCACCCUGAGAAAAAUGUCAAGGAAGCAAUUCUGAUUCAACC
Messenger RNA from Desarmillaria tabescens, 1613 nucleotides. Its product is annotated as pyruvate dehydrogenase. Gene Ontology annotation, molecular function: dihydrolipoyllysine-residue acetyltransferase activity. Bases 80 to 1411 code for a protein of 443 amino acids. The record is from RefSeq and is a predicted model, not a curated record. NCBI's taxonomy places the organism in Eukaryota, Fungi, Basidiomycota, Agaricomycetes, Agaricales, Physalacriaceae. The transcript has 6 exons. Gene Ontology annotation, biological process: pyruvate decarboxylation to acetyl-CoA.